Eurytemora carolleeae is the source of this 1861-nucleotide messenger RNA. RefSeq names its product zinc finger protein ZFAT. Gene Ontology annotation, molecular function: RNA polymerase II transcription regulatory region sequence-specific DNA binding; DNA-binding transcription factor activity, RNA polymerase II-specific. Lineage: Eukaryota; Metazoa; Arthropoda; Copepoda; Calanoida; Temoridae. The record is from RefSeq and is a predicted model, not a curated record. Bases 26 to 1618 code for a protein of 530 amino acids. The transcript is spliced from 5 exons. Gene Ontology annotation, biological process: regulation of transcription by RNA polymerase II. Gene Ontology annotation, cellular component: nucleus.
CCGAAUUUAUUGUAUUUCAGAAAGAAUGGCAGGUUCCACGGAAGAAGAAAAAUUGUCCAUCAAAGAAGAAAUCGGUCCUAAAGUUAAUAUAUGUUCAGUAUAUAUACAAGAAGAUAACUUGAAGGCAGAAAUUACGGAAUUCCAAGGUGAAUUCAUUGAUAACGAAGAUGACCCUCUUUACCCUGAACCAAAGAGACUGAAGAGUAGUAAACAUGAACAAGUCAAAUUCCCCUGUGAUAAAUGUGAUUAUGUGGCUACACAUGCUGGAAACCUCAAAGCUCACAUUGAGAGUAAACAUCAUGGAGUGAGAUAUCCUUGUACACAAUGUAAAUACACUGCUACUACAGCAAGUAAUUUGGGGAGACACGUUAAAAGUAUGCACGAAGGAGUGAGAUACCCAUGUAAGCAAUGUGAAUAUGCUGCAACAACAUCAGCUCAUCUAAAGAAUCAUGUUGAGAACAAACAUGAAGGUGUCAGAUAUCAUUGCGAUCAAUGCGAAUAUGUAACAACUUACAAAAAUUGCCUGCACGCGCACAUUAAGAAAAAGCAUAGAAAUAAAGUGGUUUGUUAUCCCUGUAAUCAGUGUGAAUAUGUUGGAACUGAAAAAGAGAAAAUGGCAAAUCCUUUUCCCGAAGUUACGGAACCAAAUUGCCGACUUCCGUCACCUACUGUGGAAGAAGAAAAAGUAACUAUAAAGGAGGAGAUCCCUGCGGAGGAGGAAACAUGUUCAGUAUAUAUACAGGAAGACGAUGUAAAGACAGAAAUUAAAGAGUUCCAAGUGAAGAAAGACGAAGAAAGUUCUUUUUACUCUGAACCAAAGAGACAAAAGAGUAAACCUGAAGGAUUAAUAUACCCAUGUGUUGAAUGUGAUUAUGUGGCAAACCAAUCUGGAAAUCUUAAAACACAUAUUGAAAAUAAGCAUAUAGGGGUCAGAUAUCCCUGUACAUUAUGUACGUAUGCUGCCACUCAAGCUGGUGAUCUGAAGAAGCAUAUUGAAAGUAAGCAUGAAGGAAAGAGAUAUCCCUGUUCAAACUGUGAGUUUUCUGCUACUUCUGCUAGUAAUCUGAGAAAACAUGUUGAAAACAAGCACGAAGGCGUAAGAUAUCCCUGUAAAUCUUGUGGAUACGCUGCCACACAAGCAGGUGACUUGAGAAAGCAUAUCUUAAAUAAGCACGAAGGGGUAAGAUAUCCUUGUGACCGUUGUGAAUAUGCUGCUACUGAACCAAGUACUUUAAAACGACAUAUAAGAAGUAGACAUGAAGGAUUGAAAUAUCUUUGUGAAAAUUGUGAUUAUGCUACAACUUCUACGUGUAAUCUGAAAGCUCAUAUAAAAAGUAAACAUGAAGGGGUCAGAUAUUCUUGUGAACAGUGUGAAUAUACCGCAACUACGACGUGUAAUCUGAAUAAGCAUAUAAAGAGUAAACACGAAGGGAUUAGAUUUUCCUGUGAAUCCUGUAAAUAUACAGCCACUACACAAAGCAAUCUGAAGAGACAUGUUAGCAGUAAACAUAAUGCAGUUAAAUAUUUCUGCGAUCAAUGUAUGUUUGCCGCUGCUACUGUAAAUGGUUUAGAAAGUCACCGAAAAAAGAGACACGAUAAUGAUAUGAUUCCACACUAAAGUUAAUGUGCGGCAUUUCUUAAAAUUUGUGACAACUUUCUCAAUUUUAAUUCUGCAAAAGUUUGAAAUUUUAAAUCGAGAAAACUAAAAUAUCCUCAUUUUUAUGCUACUAGUUUAAGUGUCAGUGGAAUUUUGAAACACUUGAAUUUUUUGAUUUACUUAUGCUGGGGUAACAGACAAAAUUCAAGUCUUGUAAGGGUUCUACUACUAAAGAGUUUCCUUAAUAAAAUUUCAGCCAAUUUG